AUGCGGGAUGCCGAGUGGCUGGCCCGGAAGCUGCUGCGCUGCAAGGCCUUUCCAAACCCAGACGGCUCAAAAGCGUGGGACCGGGACGUGACGCAGCUGGGGGGCGAGGUGCUGCUGGUGUCGCAGUUCACGCUGCACGCGCGGUUCAAAAAGCCUCGGCCAGAUUUCAGCAAAGCCAUGGGCCCUGAGGCGGCGCGUGAGUUCUACGCGGGCUUCCUGGCCCUGGUGCGCUCCAUGUAUUCGGAAGACCGCGUGAAGGACGGCCGCUUUGGCGCCAUGAUGCAGGUCGCGCUGGUCAACGGUGCGGAUCUUGGGUGA
Molecule: messenger RNA, 318 nt
Organism: Monoraphidium neglectum
Lineage: Eukaryota; Viridiplantae; Chlorophyta; Chlorophyceae; Sphaeropleales; Selenastraceae
Product: D-tyrosyl-tRNA(Tyr) deacylase
Exons: 4
Coding region: 1-318 (105 amino acids)
Biological process (GO): tRNA metabolic process
Cellular component (GO): cytoplasm
Molecular function (GO): D-tyrosyl-tRNA(Tyr) deacylase activity
Source: RefSeq, a predicted model, not a curated record